Molecule: messenger RNA, 936 nt
Organism: Amblyraja radiata (thorny skate)
Lineage: Eukaryota; Metazoa; Chordata; Chondrichthyes; Rajiformes; Rajidae
Product: bitiscystatin-like
Exons: 4
Coding region: 111-584 (157 amino acids)
Cellular component (GO): vesicle; cytoplasm
Molecular function (GO): cysteine-type endopeptidase inhibitor activity
Source: RefSeq, a predicted model, not a curated record
GAUUCGCCAGCGGUGACAGGCUGUAUGCAAAACCAAAAUCGCACCCUGACUGAUGCACCACAGUUUCACUCAGCAAUACGAACAGUCGGGAAAGGAAGAGACAACAGACAAUGGAAGACACUGCCCGGUCUAUCACAGGCAAAAUGUGCGUGAGAUGGUUGUGCCUCUGUGCCCUAAUCAUCGCUGCCCUCCUCUCUGUCCCCACUGCCGAUGGAGUGCCCAUUAGCCCCAACAACAAGGCUGUCAGCAGCUCACUGGAUUUUGCCGUUGAAUCGUUCAACAGCUUCUCAGAGGACGAUCACCUCUUCAAAGUAGGAAGGAUCUUGUCCUCGCAAUAUCAGGACAUGGGCGGAAUAUUGUACAUCCUCGACGUUGAACUGGCGAAGACGGAAUGCAGGAAGGGAGCUGGUGAGGACCUGAGACAGUGCCCCAUAAUGAUGGGAGGCUCCACGGUCCUCUGCCAUUUUCAAGUUCUGGACACGUUCUGGCGUUCCCAGAAAAGCCUUCUGAAAUCCGAGUGCGUCCAACGGGAGACGAGCACAGAACAUCUAUCGGGAAAUCUCGCCUCAACUGCCCAGGCCUGAUGGAUUCCAGAAAGCCAACACUGGGUUCCCACCUCUUCCAAUCGAUCACAACAAUGAGGACCCCAGGCAUCUUCUGCCCGUCAAGACUGCUGCUCUUCAUCCUUUCCAGACCUAUAGCUCUGAUUCCCUUCUCCCAAAUCUUUUCUGCAUCUUCUCUAUUGCAGUCAUUGGUGAGAAGGGAGUAGCAUAUUAGACUGCUCCAUAGAGUGGUGCGUAACACAACUUCCACUCUUUCAUCUGUCCCACUUCUGGAGAUAAACGUCUGCCUUCUCUGUGGCCAUUUAAUUUGUGGUGCUUGUCCUCAGGUGUAAUUCUGCUUGCUCAAUAAACCAAUAGUUUUAUUGCAAAAUAA